Messenger RNA from Encephalitozoon romaleae SJ-2008, 1041 nucleotides. RefSeq lists its product as hypothetical. The coding region runs from base 1 to 1041 and encodes 346 amino acids. The transcript has a single exon. The record is from RefSeq and is a predicted model, not a curated record. NCBI's taxonomy places the organism in Eukaryota, Fungi, Microsporidia, Unikaryonidae.
AUGGAAGAAUAUACACUUUGCUCCUCAAGUACUGAACAAGGUGAAAUACCGGUAAUUCAUGUAAAGAGAUUCAAAGAAGAGCCUCCGCUGUUUCCAAGAACACGAUCCCAGUUACAGUAUAUGUAUUUGCCAAAUAAGCCUUUGUUUGUAGGGCCAAAUACUAUUCCAAGAUCCUGUGACUACCAAGCAAAUGUACUCACAACCAAGCUUAAAAAAAGACUUAAGCAUGACCUUCCAUAUCCGUUUCUAUGUCUUUCAAUGAAUUCAGACAAGACGUUCUUUGAGGACAAAUUUGCCCUCGUCUCUAAGGUCCAUGAGGUAGAAAACGUAGUAAGCGAUCUAUUCUUGACUAAGACUAAGGAAAGGAUAAUACACAUCAAGGAUGAGGUAGGCACAGGUCCCGAGGGGAGGAACGAAAUAAAGCUCGAGCAUAUAAAGGACAAGCAGAAUGAUACAUAUAAGGAUGCUUGCCAGGACUUCUUGGCAGGAAAGUUAUUUGAAGACGGCGAGGCAAGAAGGGUAAAUAUCAUCAUCAAGGACUCAACCAUUAAUAGUCUUCUGAAGAAAGACGCAUACAUACAUUUCUAUGUGAAGAAGAAGGAUGGCAAAUUAUAUGCGGUUUUUGAUGAAGUGUAUACAAGAGAAAUUAAGUAUUAUGAUUACCUCUCCAGGUACGGGGAGGAGGUUAUUAGAUCUUUAAAAUCUUCUGAAAUCAGAGUAUAUUCUAGCGAAGAGGUCACUGUUGCUGUGUACUCGUCAACACUUUUUUAUAGCUCUUCUGGAAUCCAAAGACUAUUCUAUGGAAUUGAUGUCGAGAAGUCAAUCGAUGUUGUGGUUAACAUUGAGGACGUAAGAGCCGUGAGAAGCUCGGGUGCAUUAGGCGAUGAGAUGAAGGUGAUUUUUGGAAUUGGGGUUGAGGAAGGUGAAUAUGUCCUCAAUGACGGCAGAAUAUACGCUGUAAGUCCUAACGGGGAGAAGUUUGUGUUCGAUGGGGUUGUGUUUACUGAUUUCCUGGAUAACCAGGAGUCCACAAGUGACUAA